Molecule: messenger RNA, 1951 nt
Organism: Daucus carota subsp. sativus
Lineage: Eukaryota; Viridiplantae; Streptophyta; Magnoliopsida; Apiales; Apiaceae
Product: zinc finger protein VAR3, chloroplastic
Exons: 6
Coding region: 107-1702 (531 amino acids)
Cellular component (GO): cytoplasm
Molecular function (GO): mRNA binding
Source: RefSeq, a predicted model, not a curated record
UCACCCCUUAAUUAAGUACAUAAUUCUGUUCCCGCCGGAAUACAAAAGAGUUUUCAACACUUAUUACAAGAACUGCCCCCGAACCCCAGCUCAAAAUCCUAGUGCAAUGCUGAAACACUUGUUAACCCACGUUUCCAAUCCCAUUCAAACCCUCAAAACCCUAACUAAAAACCCCCAUUGCAAAACCCCAAUUUCCCAUUUCCACACUCCAAACAAAUCCCCCCAAUUUUCAAACCCUGCAAUAGACUUCAUACUGAAUGAAGUUGAAGACCUCCAAUCAUCAAAACCAGCAAUUAACAACACCCCAGAUCAUGAUCCACCUCUUCGAGAAAGUGUAUCGAAAGAGGUGGAAAUAUCUCACCACUGGCCUGAAUGGGUGGAGUUUAUGGAGAAUUUGUUGAAGAAAGGCUACUUUGAGGAAGUUGGGUGUGCUCCUUUUGACAAUGGGGAGUUGGGUGCUAAGGAUGUGAAUCGGAUACGGAGUGCUUGUCUUAAGUUUGCGCGGCAUCGGUUUGAUCUUAUAAGGAACUUAUCAAGGAAAGAUAUUCAGGUGAUUGCAGGAUCUGGAUGUCCCAGCCUGGACAGGAAAGUUGUCAAUUCUGGGAAGCGUCUUAGGGCACUUGUUGGCAUAGAUGAAGGAACUGUUUGCAGCUCUUGCACAUUAAGAGGAGAUUGCGAGAGAGCAUAUGUGAAGGCACGUGAAGAUGAAUGGGGAAGAACUGUGGACGUCAUGAGAUUUGUAUUAACAUAUGGGCUUGAUUCCAUCACUGGUCUGGUCGAAAACAAGCAAUGCCUGAAUGAAAGGGUUAAGAAAUCUGUUCGAAGGAUACUGAAAAAUUCUGUGGAGCUCAGUAUGGUUGAACUUGAUGAUAAUAUUCCAGAAGGGCCCCCCUCCAAGUGGAAGUCAUCUGUAAAAAAAAGUUCAGUCCACCAGACAGAUAGUCAAAUUGAUGUUAGAAGUCCAGUCCACCCUACUGUUCCAAUGAAGCAGGGUGAUUGGAUAUGCUCCACGUGCAAUUUUCUAAAUUUUGCAAGAAACAUCAAGUGCUUGCAGUGUGAUCGAUUAGACAAAGAAAGACUAAAAAAAUUAGGGAAGGAUCAAGAUCAUCUUCCACUAAAGAAGGGUGACUGGAUAUGUGAAACAUGCAAUUUCUUUAACUUUGCGAAGAAUACAAGAUGUUAUCAUUGUAAAGAAAAACCUCCUCCGCGGAAAAUCAAUCCUGGGGAGUGGGAAUGUGAAUCGUGCAACUAUAUCAACUUUCGGAAAAAUGUGGUAUGUUUAAAGUGUGAUCACAGACGGGCAAAAGCAUCCAACUCUUUUCCUACCUAUACUCAGACAAAUAACAGUAAUGGAGAGAUUCGUCAAUCUAGGCCUUAUUUCGGACAAGGGAGACAAGUUGAAGGCGCCAAGGCUAAUAAGUGGAUAUUUGUCGAUGGGAGGGAAGACCCGGAUGCUUCAGACUCAUGGAAUGUGAAUCAUAGUUUGGUUGAUUUUCCAGUGGUGGGAGGUAAGACAGAUCUGUCUCAAAAUGUGCAGCAGCAAGCAAGGUGGAAGCAUGAAAUGUUGAAGAGGAACAAGAACGUUGUUGAAGCAAAGGAAAAUGCUGACGAGUUUAAGGCUUCCAUAAUGGAGAGACGUCCAAAGUUUUCUGAAACGGCUCAAGAUGAAGAGAUGGCUGGGUGGUUUGGGUGUAGUGGAUAAUUUUGACUGAGAAUUAGCUCUGUGAAAAACUGCUGAGACUCUCUUAAUAUUCCUGUUAUUUUUUUCAUUUUUUCUUUGCUUCAUCAGCACAAACAUAUAUUGAUGUAAAUUAGGGUUAGUUCUCAUUUUCUGUUGUGAUGUUGAUCGCUUUUAAAGAAAUGAUGCUGAUGAAGUGUUCCGGGACAAAUUACACAACACAUGUAUGCAUCCUAAUAUACCAUUUGUAUAUUAUUCUUUGCAACUGAGAAA